CAUUCGAUGUUAGUUGUGGCAAAGCGCCGUAUGGCGUAGCUUUUCACCGCUAAAAAGGGAAUCUUUUAAAYAAUUAUAGCCACAAGAAUGAAGUCMUCUACAGCCACCUUAAUUUUAGUAAUACUAGGUGCCAUUGCAUUAGCACACGCGGAGGUGUACACAGCUCUCGCACAUAUGAAAGAGCUCAUACUGCUUGAAAAAGAUUUACUCGAGCAACUGGAGRACUAUAUAAAGAUUCAUCCUGAAAUGCCGGAAAAGUUUAAGGAUUUUGUCGAAGAAGUGAAAGAUCAUAGGUCAUAUAUUAAAGGAGACGAAGAGACUUUCUUGGGGCACCCUGUGAAUGCUUUCCUAUUGGUUAGGCGAUUUCGUGGCACAUGGACUGAUAUGGGAAAGUAUCUUGAUAAACACGAUGAAGAUUCAGASCUAGCUGAAAUAAUCGCCUUCAACGUCAAAACUUCGCUCUCCAAACAAGAUGUUUCSGGUUGCCUUAGCGCAAUAAUGCGAAUCCAAGAAGUAUACAAAAUAAAAGCAAAGGCCAUAGCGGAUGGCAGACUCUCUCAUAUAACAUUAACCCCGUCUCUAAACGCUAAUAUGUGCUAUGAGAUCGGAUAYUCGUAUUAUCAAGCCGAGCUUCAUGAGGAAUCACGAAGUUGGAUGUUAGAAGCACUAAAACGGUACGACGAGCCUGGGGACAAGGGGGAGUUAACACGAGUGAAUAUAUUGGAGUUUCUAGCUUGGUCACAGUAUAUGACUGAUCAUCUGGUCGACGCUCUUAAUCAUACUAUAGAGAUACUUAAAAUAGAUAAAGAAAACGAUUUUGCCACGAGAAAUGUAGAGUUUUUAUCAAACGAGCUUCAAGCUUCUAUGAACAAAGGCGGAAAAUUUGAACGACAGAAUGAAUUCUUUAAAAAACCCAAAAAAGAGAAAGAAGAAUUUAUGAAAAUAUAUGAAAGACUGUGUCGCGGAGAAUCGAAAAAACCCAAAGAUGAGCUAACCAGACUACAUUGUUACUAUGAAAGAAAAAGACACCCAUGGUUUCUCAUUAGACCACUGAAAGUUGAAAUAGUUAACGAAGAUCCUUAUAUAGUAAUGCUGCGAGACGUAUUGUACGAUAGUGAGAUAGAAUAUAUCAAGGAAAAGGCUGGUCCAAUGUUAAAGAGAGCAACUGUUACCAAUCCUGAUACUGGUGCACUGGAAUUCGCGGACUACAGAGUUAGCAAAAGUGGUUGGUUAGAAGAUCAUCUCCAUGACAACGAUCACAAUACACUUAAGAGAGUUAACAGACGAAUAUCGUUGAUGACGGGAUUGGAUGCUAGWAGAACUUCAGCUGAGGCAUUACAGAUUGUUAAUUACGGCAUUGCGGGACAUUACGAGCCUCACUUUGAUCACGCAACGGAGAGCUAUAGCGCCAUYAUGAAGAUUGGAAUGGGCAACAGGAUUGCAACCGUUCUCUUUUAUAUGACUGACGUAGAAGCAGGAGGAUCGACAGUCUUCGUCGACACUGAGGCAAUCGCCCGUCCAAGCAAGGGUGAUGCUGCAUUCUGGUACAACCUGAUGAGAAAUGGAGAAGGCGAUCCACUCACUCGUCAUGCCGGCUGCCCGGUUGUAGUUGGUUCAAAAUGGGUAUGCAACAAGUGGAUUCACGAGCACGGUCAAGAAUUCCGCAGACCCUGUACUCUAUCUAUCGACGAAUAAACAAUCGACCAUGAGAUUUUUUUAAUGAUUUAGUAGAUGAUGGAAAUAUUAGGAGUCACACAAGGAAUAUAAUUAUAAAUAUAAUUUGAUCAAAUUAUAAAUUAAUUUAUUAUCCCAAUUUCAUCAAAAGAAAGUAGUUUCCAGACCCUCUUGGUCAAUCAUAUUUUUAUCGUUUUCUAAAGUCCCGUAUGUAGUWAUCAGGCCUACGAGUUCAUCAGCUUGAAGAGAAUUUUUCAACUCAUUUCUAAUAUAAAGCAAUCAAGUACUGGUAAUAAAUAUUAUUAAGUUGCUA
Exaiptasia diaphana is the source of this 1987-nucleotide messenger RNA. Its product is annotated as prolyl 4-hydroxylase subunit alpha-1. The record is from RefSeq and is a predicted model, not a curated record. Gene Ontology annotation, molecular function: L-ascorbic acid binding; protein binding; procollagen-proline 4-dioxygenase activity. NCBI's taxonomy places the organism in Eukaryota, Metazoa, Cnidaria, Anthozoa, Actiniaria, Aiptasiidae. The transcript is spliced from 12 exons. The coding region runs from base 88 to 1695 and encodes 535 amino acids. Gene Ontology annotation, biological process: peptidyl-proline hydroxylation to 4-hydroxy-L-proline. Gene Ontology annotation, cellular component: endoplasmic reticulum.